Paramecium sonneborni is the source of this 10443-nucleotide messenger RNA. NCBI's taxonomy places the organism in Eukaryota, Ciliophora, Oligohymenophorea, Peniculida, Parameciidae. The record is from the annotation of a GenBank genome assembly.
AUGAAAAGAAUCAGCUUACAAAUUUCAUAUUCUUUUUUGAUAUCUACACUUAUUCUUUUGGCCUGUUCUUAUCAGAGCUAUUGUUGUAAUUAUACAACAUACGAUGAUGCAUUGAUUCCAGUUGAACAUCCUAUUUCUAUGUAUACAAUUAAUCCUAUGAAUAAUGAAAAAUUCAUUUCUUUUGGAUUUUGGAGUCUAUGCAUCCCCUAAUAAACAUUUAAGAAUUAGCCUGAAGUUAUUUAAGAUUAUUUUUAAUCUAUGCCUCAAGAUGGACAAUUAUUGUUUUUAAUUUAGGGAAAGCAAUAAAAUUUAGUAUUGGGAUAUAUUUAUAUGAAUAUGUUGAAUAAAGAGGUAAUAUAUAAAGUUGUCAUAUUUGGGAAUCCUGAUUAGUUUAUUGAAUUUAAAUUUACUCCAGUUAAAUAUGAGGAAGAGUGGAUUUUAAGUUUAUUCACAAUUAAUUUGGAAACUGGAAAAUUUACUGUAGAAAUCACAGAUUAAAUUAAAUAAAGUAGAAAUAUAUUAAAUGAUAUAAACUAUGAAAGAAUAAUAAUUGGAGGAUAAGGCUAUGUAAUAAUUAAUUUAUAUGAUUAAGAUUGGCAAAGGGUUUAAUUUGAAUAUAUUUAAAGGAAGAUUAUCAAAGAUGCAUAUCAAUUAUUAGAUUGAUGAUAUGUAAUUCUAAUACAUGAAUGAGAAUUGUCGAAUCCCACUUCCUUAAAAGGGUUAAUAAACUAUGUAUUUUAUCAAAGGAUUAUAAAUCUUUGAAGGUAGCUCAUCUUUACUAUAUUCAUUAAAUUAAUUCGGAAAUAGAUAUUGUUUAUCUGGAUGGGUGAAAUAUGAUACUUCUAGAAUAAUAACAGAAACUAAAUACAAUUUGAUAAGAAUCAGUCUUUUUAAGAAUUAUAAUUUUGAUUAAAAAUAUGGAGAUGAAAUAUUUCAAAUGAUACCAUCAAUUAAUAAGGCAAAUCCUAAAGGAACUUUCAUUUCUAUCAUUGUCGAUAAUCGAUUAUUGCCUAUUAUGGGUGAUAAAGACUAUAAUAUUAUAAGUUCAAGAGUAGCUUUGUUUUAUGAAUAUUCUAAUAGAUAUUUAAUAGGUUUAGAAUAAUGGCAUUUUAUUAAAUAUGAGUAUGGUUCUAAAGUAUCAGGGAGAAAAAGUCUUGUUCAAAUUUAAUUCUUUAAUGAUUUAGGAUUAAAAGAAAUUAAUUUAAAUAAUAUAUCUCCUAUCAACUCACCAUUCUAUAUAAAUAUAGGGGCUGAUGAUUUCUUUUAAGAUAUUCUUUAAGCUUCCAUUUUCGAUUUUAAAUUUGAAUAUAAUUAUGAUGAUGAUAAAUAAAUGCUAUUUUAAGGUUAGAUUAUAAAUCUAUUAAUAGCUUGUCAUUAUUCUUGUUAAACAUGUAGAGGGCCAUUGGAAUAUAAUUGUAUAACAUGUAAUCCUUAAUCUAAUAGAUAUUAUUUAAAUGAAAUAAACAAAUGCGAAUGUUAAUAAGGAUAUAUAAAUGUAGAAAAUGAGAAAAAUUGUGUAGAAUUCUCUUNGGAAAGCAAUAAAAUUUAGUAUUGGGAUAUAUUUAUAUGAAUAUGUUGAAUAAAGAGGUAAUAUAUAAAGUUGUCAUAUUUGGGAAUCCUGAUUAGUUUAUUGAAUUUAAAUUUACUCCAGUUAAAUAUGAGGAAGAGUGGAUUUUAAGUUUAUUCACAAUUAAUUUGGAAACUGGAAAAUUUACUGUAGAAAUCACAGAUUAAAUUAAAUAAAGUAGAAAUAUAUUAAAUGAUAUAAACUAUGAAAGAAUAAUAAUUGGAGGAUAAGGCUAUGUAAUAAUUAAUUUAUAUGAUUAAGAUUGGCAAAGGGUUUAAUUUGAAUAUAUUUAAAGGAAGAUUAUCAAAGAUGCAUAUCAAUUAUUAGAUUGAUGAUAUGUAAUUCUAAUACAUGAAUGAGAAUUGUCGAAUCCCACUUCCUUAAAAGGGUUAAUAAACUAUGUAUUUUAUCAAAGGAUUAUAAAUCUUUGAAGGUAGCUCAUCUUUACUAUAUUCAUUAAAUUAAUUCGGAAAUAGAUAUUGUUUAUCUGGAUGGGUGAAAUAUGAUACUUCUAGAAUAAUAACAGAAACUAAAUACAAUUUGAUAAGAAUCAGUCUUUUUAAGAAUUAUAAUUUUGAUUAAAAAUAUGGAGAUGAAAUAUUUCAAAUGAUACCAUCAAUUAAUAAGGCAAAUCCUAAAGGAACUUUCAUUUCUAUCAUUGUCGAUAAUCGAUUAUUGCCUAUUAUGGGUGAUAAAGACUAUAAUAUUAUAAGUUCAAGAGUAGCUUUGUUUUAUGAAUAUUCUAAUAGAUAUUUAAUAGGUUUAGAAUAAUGGCAUUUUAUUAAAUAUGAGUAUGGUUCUAAAGUAUCAGGGAGAAAAAGUCUUGUUCAAAUUUAAUUCUUUAAUGAUUUAGGAUUAAAAGAAAUUAAUUUAAAUAAUAUAUCUCCUAUCAACUCACCAUUCUAUAUAAAUAUAGGGGCUGAUGAUUUCUUUUAAGAUAUUCUUUAAGCUUCCAUUUUCGAUUUUAAAUUUGAAUAUAAUUAUGAUGAUGAUAAAUAAAUGCUAUUUUAAGGUUAGAUUAUAAAUCUAUUAAUAGCUUGUCAUUAUUCUUGUUAAACAUGUAGAGGGCCAUUGGAAUAUAAUUGUAUAACAUGUAAUCCUUAAUCUAAUAGAUAUUAUUUAAAUGAAAUAAACAAAUGCGAAUGUUAAUAAGGAUAUAUAAAUGUAGAAAAUGAGAAAAAUUGUGUAGAAUUCUCUUAAAUAUUUCCAUUAAUAUAAAUCUAAGAAGUACUUCAUUUAGAUGCUAUUUAAUGUUAAUUUGGAUAUUUUAUUUUACCAAAUAUUGGAAUCUCAACUUAAUGCAUCAAAUGGUAUAAAUUUAUAUUAUGAAAAGUCCAUAAUCUAAUUUCUAAAAUAUUCUGUGUGUAGACUGUCUCUAUUCCCCAUAUACUUGGUACUUAAAACCUAUUUGUAAAUUUGAUUUGAUUUCAGUCAGAGAUUCUCCUAAUGAUGCAUUUUCAUAUAUUGAAAGAGAUCCAAUCUAUUUUGAUUUAUAUCUAGUUGAUAAUUAGGGAGAAAUCAAUUUAUAUGAAGGUAUCUAAGAUAUUUGUGAAAUGGAAUCAGAUUCACCUAAUUGUUUUAAGGCUGAAUAAAAACAUCUAAAUUAAACAAUUUUUAUUAAAUGUAAGCCAAAUUAUUUCCAACUUCAUGGAAAUUGUGUUUUAGUAAAUCCUUACUGUCUAAAAGCUUCGGUUGAGGGAAGAUGUUUAUAAUAUUAAAAUGGAAUGUAUUUGAAGAAUGAUUAAUUAUAUUAAUGUCCUAUUAAUUGUGAAUAAUGUUAAUAUAAUGAGGAAACUUAGAAUCCUUAUUGUAUCAAAUGUAUUGAGUUUUUUACUUUAGACAAUGACUAAUGUUUUUAAUGUGGUAAUUACUGUAAAGUCUGUCAAAAAUAUUAUGAUCCUUAUAAUCAAAAUAGUUAUUUGAGAUGUUAUAAAUGUUUAGAUGAUUCAAAAUACUUCAUUUCAUUUGAUGCAAUUAACUGUUAGAAAAAUACAAUAAAAAAUUGUAUUUAUGCUUUUUAAACUUUGUCAGACAAUUAUUAAAUUAAUACUCUUGAUGUAGAAUUUAAACCAAGAAAGGAUUGGGAAAACAUUAAGACAAAUUGUGCAUUAUGUAAUCUAUAAUAUGGAGUAAUUCUUGAUUCAAGCUUAUGUAUAAGAAUGCAUGAAGUUACAUGUCAGUUCUCAGUUGUUCAAAAGAUUGUUAAUAUAGAAAUGGAUGAUAACAUCUAUUACACAAUACUAGAUUAUGAUUAUUAUACUACACCAUAAGGAGAAUAGAUUACAUUUGGUUUUUUAGAUGAUGGAACUUUAUUAUUAACAUCAUUUUAAUAUUGCAUAAUUUCAUAAAAAUACUUUAAAUAAUAAGAUAUAGAAGUUAUGUAAUUCUCACAGCAAUGUUAAGGUAAUGUGAAAUAUUGUGAGGUUUGUUUAAGAGAUAGAACUUAUAUCUGGGGUAUUACAUAUGUUUGCUUAGAAUGUGAAAAAGGAUAUUAUGCUGAUAGAAUCUCAAGUAAAUGUUAUCAAUGUCCUCCAGAAUUAAAUUGUUAUAAAUGUUAAACUCAAUAAAAAUAAUAUAAAGAUAGAUGGAAAAAUAAUAUAAGAGCUUUUUAUAAUGUAGUUAUUCAAAAGAAUACUGAACAUACAUUUAAACAAUAUGGAUAAAGUGAUAAUUAUAAUGAUUAUGAAAUUGUUUGUUCAGAGUGCUAAACUUAAUAUGAAUUAAGAAAUGAAAGAUGUAUACUUGCUUGUCCUUAAUCAUGUUUAGAAUGUUAGUACAUAAAUGGUUAAAAUUAAUGUGUUAAAUGUCCUAACAAUUAAAAAGGAACUAAAUUGAGUUUAUCUUAAAAUUAAUGUAUUGAUUGUCCACAAAAUUGUGCUUUAUGUCGAUUAAGAUCUAAAUAAGAAAUACAAACCAUUAAUCCAUUAUUCGAUAAUAAUUAUUAUAUACAUUAUACUUAUUAAUGUUUAAAAAGCUUUAAUGAUACUGAAUACUAUUAUGAUUAAGAGUAGGGUAUAUUCAUUUAAUGUUCUUAACAUUAAAAUUGUAAUUAUGAAUUUAUUCUUACAUUCAAUCUUUAUUGUUCCGAAUUAGAGUAUAAAUAAGCAUUGAAUUAAUUCUCAUCAUUAUCUGAGUAGAGUAUAUUUAAAUAGCAAAAUUUGUUAUUCUCAGAUUUAGUAUCAGGAAUCACUUUUAAGGAGGUAUAUAUUAUAUUCUAAUUAUAUUUAGUUUGAAUAAGAUUUAUUCUAUCAUUAAGCCAAUGAAAAAUCUAUAAAAUCUAUUCAUCUAAAUAUAUCAAGUGUUAAAGAAUAAAUUUGUAAAAUACCCUCUAAUGCUAUAAUUUAAUAAGUCUUUAGCAAAAAUAUCUUUUCGACAACGUAAUUAUUUAUUUGUCAUAUUAUUAUAGAAAUGUAGAGAUAACAAUUAAUUUCAACAAUAAUACAAUUAUUGAAUUUGAAAAAUCAGUAAAAUUCUUAAAUUUUAAUAAAAUCAUUAUAUUAGGAGCAAUCUUUCAUCCUAUUAGUAAUGAAAAAUUUAAAUAAAUUAUAUUUGAUAGCAUACAUCCUUAAACCAUUAUCCUUAAAUACAUUGUUUAUUAAUAAAUUUCAAAUGAAAAUGAUUAAUCAGCUUUACUUUUUAUAAAUGUUAAAAAUGUAGUAUUUGAUAAUAUCUAAAUAAUGGGAUUAGUUUAAAAUUAAAUAGAGAAUUUUAUUCAAAUUGAAUAAACCAGAAAUUUAAAAUCUGUUAAAAUUAUGAAUUUCUAACUCUUAAAUUCAUUUUUGUAAAAUUAAAUCACUAUAUAUUGCCACCUUAACAAAGAAGAUACCAUUUAAAUUGAUAAUUUAAUUGUAAACUCUAAAUUCAAUAAUGUUACUUUGAUAAAAACAGGAUAAUAACAAUAAUUUGGUCAUCUUGAAAUUAACAAUGUAAAUUUAUAAAUUGAUGUACUUGAUUGUUAAUUUUUCUUAAAUCUGUAUUCUCUUAGAUAAAUAAAAAUUAAGACAAUUAAAAUUGAAAAUGCUACUAUUUAAAAUUCAACAUUAGUUAUUUUAAAUAAUAAUAAUAAUAUAGAUGAUUUAAUUAUUUAAUAAAGUAAAUUUGGAUAGAAUAGUUAUGGAAUAAUUAAUUCUGAUCAACUUUCUUUAGAUAAGUUAUCGAUAAGUUUAUCAAAUAUAAUACUUUAAUAAAAUGAAUAUCAUUAAUCCACAAAAUUUAUAUCAUUUUAGAAAUAUAAUAAUAAUGAAUCUUAAAUAGAAAUCAAUUAAUUGAAAAUACUUAAUAACUAUAUAUCAUAGUAUACUUAUAAUUACAUAUCGAACAAUUAAUACUCUGCUCUUCUUUAUCUUUAAUUUGAUAUAAUCACUAUAAUUGAUCUCGAAAUAGUCAGGGGUUAUGGUUUGAUUGAUAUAAGUAUAAAUGAUGUUCAGAAACUAAAAAUCAUAUCUAGUAAAAUAUAUUAAGGUCAUUAGUAUAAGUUCAAGGGUCUUCAUUAAUUUAUGGAUUGUCAAUUGUAAUAAGUUAAAGGAGAAUCUUAUUUGCAAUCUCUAUUUUUAUCAUCAAUACUUGAUCUUUAUAUCGAUGAUUUGAUUAUCAGAUCCGCUUAAACAUAUAACUCACCAAUUUUAUAUUAUAAAUCUUCAGAAAAGAUUAAAUAAUCACAAUUUGAAACAAUUAAUUUUAGUAAUAUGAUUAUCGAAUCCAAUUUGAUGUUAUUAACAAGUUAGAAAUUUUAAACAGCAGUUCUCUUUUUUGAAUCUGUUUAAGAAACUAUUUUAUUAUUUUCAAACAUAACUUUUUAUGGGAAUAUAUUGCAUGAAUAUUUAUAAAAUAACCUCUAAACAUCUGCUUUACUUUUGAAUUUGAAUUGUAUCUAAGGCACAAUAAUAAUCAGUGAUUCAAACUUCAUUAAAAAUAUAGUACUUAAUAGUACAGAUAGUAUUAUCUACAUAAAAAGCGAGAAACUAGUUUUUAACAAUUGUACAUUCUCUGAAAAUAGUAUCUUUAAUUAUGCAAUAUUGUAACCCUAUUUAUUAUGGGGAUUCUUAGAGUCUCAAACAAUAUAUUUUUAAGAAUUAAGUUAAAUAUUUAGAAUUAAAUCAUAAUCAGGAAAUGGAAAAUUAUUAGUGGAACAUCUAGACAUCCAUUUUUGUAUUUUUUAAUAAUCUAUCGGAUAUUAAGGUGGAGCAUUAUUAAUUGAGGCUUAAAAAGACAGUACCAUCAACAUUGUCAAUAGUAAAUUUAGUAAUAUAUCUACAGGGUUCUAGAGAGAACUUGGAUUUGGAGGAUCUAUAUAUUUAGAUGGUACUUCAUCUUAAUCAUUAUAUGUUACUUUUUAAUAACUACUUAUUGUAAAUAUUUAUGCUUAAGAAUAAGGUGGGUUCUUAUAUAUUAAGACAGGAACUUUAUAUGCUCAAAUUAAUUUACAUAGAUUAACUAUACAAAAUGUUUAUGCAAAAUUUGGAUCUGUAAUUUAUGCAACCUUUUCUGCUCUUGAAUAAUCAUUAUAAUAAAUUGAAUGUAAUGAAAUCUCAAUCAAAAAUGCAUAAAAAGAAUAUAAAAAUUAUUUGAAUUAAUAUACAUAACUCUCUAAAUCUGAAGAAAUACUAUUAGUUAAUAGUAGAGUUAUGUUUUUAAUAAAUUCUGCGUCAAAGGUAAUAUUUACUAAUAUUAAUAUUGAAAAUAUCUUUCUUGAAUCAGCUUUUUAGUUCUCUAGCAUCGCAGAAAUCUUAAUUAAUAACUUAAUUAUAUCUAAUAGUUUAAUAAACUCAAAUCUAAUUAGAAUAUCUGCAAAUAAAUGUAAUUAAUAUAUUAUUCAAUAUUAUAGAUUAGAAUUAAAUUUUAUAGUUAAACGGAAUCUAAAUAACAAAUAUAACUAUGACAUUCAAAUAAACAAGUUAUAAUUGUGAAACGAAUUAAAUAUAAGAAACUCCUAUUUAGUUUGCUUGCAUUUAAUAAUAAGCUCCUAUUAAUUUACUACAAAAAUAUAGAAAUAGUUCAUUUACUUAUGGUGAAUGCAUAUUUUCCUUAAUUAAUGAGAAUAAAGAUUUGAUAUUUGUAGAUGAUCUAAAUUAAGGAUUAAUCUUAUUUCUAGAUCUUACUGAAUAAGCAACUAUUAAGUUAAAUUAGGUAGAAUUAAUAAAAAUUGAUUGUAACUUUUGUUAAAAGGGAUUAAUUUUUUUUAAUUUUUAAAGGAUUACUAAAUUAUUAAAGUAAUAAUAUAUGAAAAAUAUUAUGAUAUCUAAUUCAACAUGUGGAAGAUAAGGUUGUAUAAAUAUAGAAAAAAGCAGCACUAAUAAUAAUAGAUUAUUAUAGUCAUAGAAGAAAUUCAUAUAAUAAUUGAAAUUGGAGUUCUUAAUAGAUAAUUAUCUUUGUUAACACAAUACUGGAACAAAUGGAACUUGCCUUUAUAUCUCUAAUGUUAAAGCAGAAAUGUAGAAUUGUCUUUUUCAAUAUAAUAGAGCAAAUUAAGUAGGUGGAGCUUUGUAUAUAAAAGAAAGUGAUGAUAUUUUUAUAAUCAAUAGUUGGAUACUCAAAAAUUAAGCUAUGAUUGGAGGUGGACUAUAUUUAGAGACUUCUCAUGAUUUAGAUUAUUAAAGACUCUAAACAAAAAUAAGUAAUAAUUUAGCAAAAUUGUUUGGUGAUGCUAUCGUUUCGAUUCCUAAAAAACUUACAUUAACCUAAUUUGAUUAAAUGACAUAUUUAGAAACUAUAUAAAUUAUAGAGACAGAUAAUCUUCUAAUCGAAUAAAUAUCAUCAUUUACUAAUUACAUACAACUACCAAGUGGAUAAAAGAUUUCUAAUUAUAUUAAAUUUAAUAAAAAAACUAAAUAAUAUUUGCCAUCAAAUCAAAAAUUUAGAAUUAUUGCUUAAAAUAGAGAUAAAUAAGUAAUUUAAAAUCUCAGAAAUACUUUUUGUAAAAUCUAAAGUCGAAUGUUGGAUAUAUCCAAUAAUAAUAAUUAUUAUUAUGAUGAUCAAGUCAUCUUCUCAAAUAAUUUUACAAAUAUUUAAAAGGUUUAAUUCAAUGAAUCAACCCAAGACUAUAAUUUAGAUGAUUUGAUUGUUUAUUUUGAUAAUAAGUUACCAUACAAUAUUGUGUUAUAAUUAUAAUUUUAGUGUAAUUCAAUUAUUGUUCCAAUAUAUAAUCAAGAGUAUCCAUACAAUAUAUUGAAUAAGCAUUCAAAUUAUAAUUUAAGAGUUAAUAUCAAAACUUUUGAUUGUUAAUUUGGAGAAAUAAAAAAUUAUACAGAUUUUUCAUGUAUUCCAUGUAAUGGCGAAUAGGGAUUAUUUUCAUUAAAAAUUAAUUCAUAGAAAUGUGAACUUAAAGAUGAUAUUUCAACUAUCAAUGUCAAAUCUGCUUUAUUAAAUUUAAAAACUGGAUAUUGGAGACCUUAUUUCGAAACCAAUCAAAUUAGUAAUUGCAUUAAUAAACCUGAGAAUUGUUUAGGAGGUUGGAUUGAAGGGGAUAUCUCAUGUAAUUAAGGUCAUAUAGGAGCUUUAUGUGAAGAAUGUGAUUUAUAUGCAAUUAAAUAGGAAGGUCAAUAUUCAACUAGUUCAAAAUACUCUUGUGAAUCUUGUUAAGAAACUUCAAGAAAUAAAUUAUUAAUUAGUUUAGUAUCGAUAUGGUAAUUAUUUAAUAUUUAAAUUUCAGGACUUUGAUAUCAAUUUUUAUAUCUGUUUAAAGUAAUCUAAGAUCUAUAAAAUAAUCUAUUAGAGUUACUAGUAUUCUCCUUAUUAAAUUAGCAGCAAUUUAAAAUAGAAAUUAAUCAGCUAUUCUAAUCAAAAUGUUAACUAAUUAUCUCUAAGUUAUGACUUCUAUUGCUACAUUUAAAUUGAAGCUACCAAUUGAAUUUUAAAGUACUAUUAAUACAGCAGGUUCACCAGUUUAAACUAUGACAUAUUCAAUGGAUUGCUUUUUAUCUAACCUUUUUUUAUUUGAAAUUCAGUAUGCUAGAAUGAUUUGGUAAAUAAUUAUGCCUUUUGUUUAUAUCAGUUUCUUUUUUACAUGCUAUUUAUUAGCUAUUAAAUUAAAAUUUACUAGUUACAAUAAGAGUGUCAUCACAACUACUAUUAUAUAUAUGUACAUCUAUUUACAAACAAGUUUAGUUGGUGGAUUUGCUUAAAUUAUAUCCUAUAGAAAUAUAUCAGGAUACUAGUGGAUUUAAGCAAAUGUGGCUUAGAGAUUUGAUACUAAUUAUCACUAUUAAUGGAUUCUCAAAUUUUGUACACCUAUGAUUAUUAUUUUAUUUAUUGUAAUUCCAUCUUAUUUUUUACAUGGACUUAGUAGUAAUUCUAAAAAUUUGGAUAAAAAUUAUGUAAAAUUAUAAUGGGGAUACUUAUAUAAUGAAUAUACAAAAUAAGCAUAUUUUUGGGAAUUAAUCAAAAUUGCAUAAAAACAACUUAUGAUGAUUUGUUUGAUUUAUUAUGAUGAUUACGUUAUUUUAAAAGCUACUAUGAUUGCAUUAAUAAUAGGAAUUUAUUUAGAAUUAAGCUUGAAAUACAAACCUUAUAAUUGCAAUAAUCUNUCAUAGAAAUGUGAACUUAAAGAUGAUAUUUCAACUAUCAAUGUCAAAUCUGCUUUAUUAAAUUUAAAAACUGGAUAUUGGAGACCUUAUUUCGAAACCAAUCAAAUUAGUAAUUGCAUUAAUAAACCUGAGAAUUGUUUAGGAGGUUGGAUUGAAGGGGAUAUCUCAUGUAAUUAAGGUCAUAUAGGAGCUUUAUGUGAAGAAUGUGAUUUAUAUGCAAUUAAAUAGGAAGGUCAAUAUUCAACUAGUUCAAAAUACUCUUGUGAAUCUUGUUAAGAAACUUCAAGAAAUAAAUUAUUAAUUAGUUUAGUAUCGAUAUGGUAAUUAUUUAAUAUUUAAAUUUCAGGACUUUGA